CCACCGGGGGAGGUAGUACAGAGCCGCUGCUAACUCGGCUAAAAGCUACCGUUUGAAGUUACCAGUCGACGGGAAAAGUCACGGAGGGAGCCGCCGAAGACUUCGAGAAAGAUGAAAACCCCGGCAGACACGGGGUUUGCCUUUCCAGAGUGGGCUUACAAGCCGGAGUCGAGCCCGGGCUCCAGGCAGAUCCAGCUAUGGCACUUCAUCCUGGAGCUGCUGAGGAAGCAGGAGUACAACGAUGUGAUCGCCUGGCAGGGAGACUACGGAGAGUUCGUCAUCAAGGACCCGGACGAGGUGGCCCGCUUGUGGGGGGCCAGGAAGUGCAAACCUCAGAUGAACUAUGACAAGCUCAGCCGGGCCCUGAGAUACUACUACAACAAGAGGAUCCUACACAAGACCAAAGGGAAGAGGUUCACCUACAAGUUCAACUUCAACAAACUGGUGCUCGUCAAUUACCCCUUCAUCGACAUGGGUUCUGGUCGUGGAGUCCCCCAGAGUGCCCCUCCAGUCCCAACUGGAGGGACCCACUUCCGUUUCCCACCCUCCACACCUUCAGAAGUCCUCUCGUCUAGCGAGGAGCUACGCAGUCCAGGUGUGUUCAGCACCGUGGCCCGUCGUAUGGCCCGCGGCUCCGUCAGCGACUGCAGUGAUGGCACCUCCACCAACUCUGAGCUCGAGGAGGCUGCGGGGGCCGACGAGCGAGCUAUUGGGCCCGACAGAGCUUUCAGGGGUCUCCUUGCCCCCCGUCUGCCCCAUGAGUCUAUGUUCAGGUUCUACGGAGGGCACCCAAACCCAGCGGGGUUAGCUAGACCUGCACCCAGGGUCCACCCAGAGCCUCUGUCCCCAUUUCCUGUCUCGCCUCUGCCUGGUCCUGGAGGUUUGCUAGGCCCAACUCUGUCCCCAGCUUUGUCCAUGACCCCCAACCCCCACCUGGCCUAUACCCCAUCCCCCUCCCUUUCAUCCCCCAUGAUGAGCUCCCACUUCUCCUUCAACCCGGAGGAUAUGAAGCACUACCUGCAGGCCCACACCCAGUCCGUUUACAACUAUCACCUCAGCCCUCGAGCUUUCCUUCACUACCCAAACAUCGUCGUCCCCCAUCCCCACCGCCCCACGCCCGAGAAACCAGCCACCCACCAUCUGCAGGGCCCCCCCAUGCCGCUCUCGCUGAGCCAGCAGCCGGGAGCCGGGGAGGACGGGCACCCCUCGCCCUUCAAGUUCAAGCUGCAGCCACCGCCGCUCGGACGCAAACAGAGGGAGGCAGGAAGCUCUCUGGCUGCUUCCUCUUCCUCCAACCACUCUUCCUCAUUUACUGGUUCUGGUCCGAUAGCAGGUUCUGCUUUGGGAGGAGCACCACCUAAGAUCAAGGUGGAGCCAGUCUCUGACCUGUCUGAGGAAGACGUGGAGGUGACCGACAUCAGCGAGGAAGAUGAGCUGAAUCAGAACAGUGAGGAUGAGGAAGGAGACAUGUUCUCCCAUCUAGCUCGCAGCCGUCAUCAUCAUCUGUAUAAUGGAAGCAACAGCAGCCCCUCCGCUCCUCCACCUCCACACAUAAACCCAGAAGAUGACCCUGACGACGAUGAGGAGGUCUUCAAAACUCCUGCCACUCCUCCUCCUGGCAGUGGAAGCAGCCUCGCCUUCCCCCUGAUAGGCCUGAAGACCGAGCCGGGCCAGGCAGCACCCGUCAGCCCCGGAGGCACCCGCUGCAUCCCGCUCAAACUGCGUUUCAAACGGCGCUGGAGCGAAGACCAGAGGAUGGAGGCAGAUGGAGAGAGGGACGAGGCGGAGGACAAGAAAGUAAGAGCAGAGGAUGAGGAGCAAGAAGAUGGGAAGAGAGAUGGAGAAGAGGAUAAUGGAGGAGGAAGAGGAGUGAUCCUGGGUCUGAUGCUGCCUCCGGCCCCCACCCAGCGCAGAGCGAGCUCAGAGCUGCAGAGAGCAACAGCACAGCUGUCGCUGGAAAACACAGGCUGCUGAGCUUUGAGCACGUCAACGUUGGGUUCUGUAGAUCCAGAUGUUUGGACCGAACAGGAAGUCUAGCAUUAGUAAACAUAGCAGGUUUGAAUUUAAUGUUAAAAAAGGGUCAACUGAACCAUGAGUUAAUUUUGUUCUUUGGUUUUAUCUGAACUCGUUGGUAUCAUUCGCAGGAAGACUAGUCUUUGUGCAAUAACUGAAGGAGAUUUGGCCUGUAAGCUCCUUAAAUUAGCUAAGUGAACAAAAUGUUUUCCUUCAUUUAAUGUAACGUCACACUUUGAGCAAAACAAGAUACAAAAUGAGUUGUUUGAGCAGAACCAUGUCAGAGUCAUGGUCUAUGGUUUAUGGAAGCAGCAGACUGUGGUUAAUGAUCCACCUUCAAACCAUGAAUAUAGAUGGUCCUGCUCUGAGACACACCUGGUGUCUCAUCACGUCUUUAACACUAAAUCUAAGCGCAGACUGGACUAACUUUAACCUGAUCGCAGCCACACACAGUUGCCUUGUUCCUGAAAGUCUCAGUUCACUUCAGAUCGUAGCCGGGCCCAAAUUCAGUCUUUAAAGGUUCAGUUUGACCCGGUCAGACUUUCUCCUCCAGCUCACCUGAAGGUAGCGGGGUUCAGUUUUAGUUCCUUUUUCUUUAACCCAACAUGAUUUACAGACAGAUCCAGAUGUUACUGAAGAACAGCAGCCUGUACAGAGAUUAUGAAAGUGCCUCUCUAUCAUAAAUGACUGCAUGACAGGCCCAGACAGAGAAACCGCUCUGACAAUGAGACUUUGUCACUACAGAGUAUAAACACAGAAAAUGAGGAUGAAACGAGACAAGAAGAGGGGAGGAAGAUGGAUGCUUCGACCUGUGACAACAUCAGCGUUGUGUUCGGACUGGAAGGGGCUUGAUCUUCCUCUUCAGUUUCUCCUCACUUGUAGAAAUGACAAAGCAGCUUCUAGCAGGACUGUAAUUACCGACACGCUCGUCUCUGAGGAGGCGUGUGGAGCCAACAGGCCUCCACCAUGCGGAGGCUUUCUGUGACCUUUACUCCUAGGGCAUUUGCAGCAUUGUUGCCUUCAAGCUUAUUCAUCAUCAGCUUCUUCUUUUUCUUUUUUUAUAUAAUAAAAGACUUAUCUUUUUCCAUCAAGGGACAUGUUUUCCUCUGGAUUAAAUGGGCAGUAGUUUUGGGCAUUUGCAGAGACGAUGAAAACAAACUGAAUAUUGUCUUGGGGGAGACCGGAAACAUGUAAUGAAUGUGGAGCAUCAAGGCUAACUCAGGCAAACCUUCACAGAGAUAUAAAAAUAUAUUUUUAACAUAUUUUCCUCAGAAAAAAGAGAUUGUGCCCAUUUUAUCUAUCAAAUUGAGAAAAGAUUGUGCCUUUUUGUCAGUUUUCUCCCCCCGGGAACAUGUAUUAUCCCGCUCAGAAAACCACCAUGCCUUCGGCUUUUGUAAAACUUAACAUAUAUAUUUUAUUCAAAUAUAUAUUAGAAUCAAUAUUCUAUUUCAAUAUGGUCAUUUGAUACAAAUUAGGUAAAUCCUCCUAUUUUUAAUAGUAAAGAUGUGUAUAUAAAUAUAUAUUCUGAUGGGUAUUUUUCUGCCUUCACCGACACCUUGUUCAGUUUGGGGAACUCAAAGCAGUUGGGUUGGGAGGGAUUCGGAUCGGAUUUAUACCAAUGCUGUCUCAUUUAGCGUCCAUGGAGCGGCGGCGGCAGGCGGUUCCGACCGAGGCGGGACGAAGCCGUUUAACCCAGAUCCACCGGCUCACUCUGAUUAGACGGCGCUGACAGCAGGUCCGGACUUUGGUUUGAGACUCGAGCAGCUAAAACACACAGAGUCCUGGUUAGUGUGGUUACAAUAAAGGGAAACAUGACAUCAGACGCCUCCACAGUCGCAUAAACUACACCCAAACACACACACACACACACACAGACAGAGGAAACGGCAUCACAAAACCUCAGAGCGACGAGGGACUUCCCAUAAUCCCUCAUUCUGUGUGUGUAUAGCUCUGUGGUUACUCCGUCUUCAAACACACACUUACAGCUCCUCAUGAAAAGUCUCAACCCUCAUUUGUUUCUCAUCCAGACUGUCUGGUUCAAUUUUGAAGAAUUUGUUGCCUCGUCCUGAUUCCUUCUCCGACGUUUUGAAGACAAAACCACCUGAGCUGUUAGACCCGUGCUGCCUUACUGUCUGUUCUCAUCCUUUAUUUCCUUCAUGCAUUACUGUUACUCCUGUAAUAAUUAUAUUAUUAACAUGACUACUUUAUGAUUAUGUCAUACCCUUGUGGCGCAGCCCAUCCUCUUCUUCAUGAGUUCCAAGUUUGAGUUCUUGUUCCGGUUUGCACUCUUCUACAUGCAGACAGCAGGAGGAGGGUCAGAUAAUACUCACCCAUAUUCAGCACACGGGGAAGAACAGUCUUUUAAUUUUUUUUAGUUGUUUGUAUAUAUAUUUUUUCAUUAUGGUGGAUUCUGUAAGGAGGAAAAAAAAGUGUUGUACUGUUUAACGUUUCUAACAUUUGUAUUAUUUGACACCUUUUUUCUUAUCCUCUCCGUCUCUCCUUGUGUCCUUUUUAUUUUCACUCCGGAGAAGAGACUGAGCUUUGUUUUCUAUUUUAUCAUGCCUCUGUUUCCCUUCUGUAUCUGUUCAUCUUCAUUUGUAAUUAAACAAUAAUCAGGGUUCAUUAAAAAAAGGUGAAAAUGG
Girardinichthys multiradiatus is the source of this 4655-nucleotide messenger RNA. It is a transcript of the gene erf, whose product is annotated as Ets2 repressor factor. The record is from RefSeq and is a predicted model, not a curated record. Gene Ontology annotation, biological process: cell differentiation; regulation of transcription by RNA polymerase II. NCBI's taxonomy places the organism in Eukaryota, Metazoa, Chordata, Actinopteri, Cyprinodontiformes, Goodeidae. The coding region runs from base 112 to 1974 and encodes 620 amino acids. The transcript has 5 exons. Gene Ontology annotation, cellular component: nucleus. Gene Ontology annotation, molecular function: DNA-binding transcription factor activity, RNA polymerase II-specific; sequence-specific DNA binding.